This is a messenger RNA of Candoia aspera, 6162 nucleotides long. It is a transcript of the gene CFLAR, whose product is annotated as CASP8 and FADD like apoptosis regulator. The record is from RefSeq and is a predicted model, not a curated record. Gene Ontology annotation, biological process: proteolysis; regulation of apoptotic process. NCBI's taxonomy places the organism in Eukaryota, Metazoa, Chordata, Lepidosauria, Squamata, Candoiidae. Gene Ontology annotation, molecular function: protein binding; cysteine-type endopeptidase activity. The transcript has 9 exons. The coding region runs from base 594 to 1991 and encodes 465 amino acids.
CUUCAGGUGGCAGUUUCUCCAGUUCUCUGUGGAAAUGCCAACAAAUUGCUUAGACAUCAUUUUUUGUAUGCAAAACAUCUGCUUUCCUGAAGAGCUAACCCCUCCCUCCAAGGAAUGAACAAUUUUAAGUGGAAGUCAUUUAUAGAUAUCAGUGGCAUAUUGUGACUUCUCAUUUUCAGGGUGUAAUUUUGCUUAAUUUCAGUUCCUCUGGGCAUUCUAAGUGGCGUGAUUAUGAGAGCUUUGUUGAAAACUGGAUAUUCCAUUUUGAUUCAUCAUGAGCAUUACUUAAUUUGAAAAGGUUCAUACUGUUCCCAGCCAUGAGUUAAUGCCCUGAUUGUUGCAGCAGAUGAGAUGGCAGGAUGAGUGCUGGCAGUGAACCUGCUGAAUCCAUUGUGUAUGUUGAAAAUUAUUUGGGUCUUUCUAGGUCUUCCCUUCCUUGUCAAAACUCCUUUGAUAUAUAAAAGGCAUAAAACAAGGCCUGGCUAUUGAAGAUCAAUGAGGAAGGCAGAUACUGCAUUUAGAAGCAAGCCUCAUGACGUGGCUUUUCUUGCUUAAAACACACACGGAGAACUUUAAAGGGACAGUGGCCUGUGAUGACAUUUUGCAGAGUGCCAGCAUCCCUCCUUUAUGAGCUUGAACAGGAACUGGAUACAGAUGAAAAGGAAACCAUGCUCUUCUUAUGCAGAGAUUUCAUGCCUGACUUAUCUGUGCCUGAUGUCCUACAGCUCUUGAUGGGUUUGAACGAGAAGGGGAUGCUGACCACCAUCAACAUAUCUGAAUUAUUAUACAGGCUGAAAAGAUUUGACUUGUUAAAAAAGUUCCUGGGGACCGGAAGAGCAGCUGUGGAAGCCAAUUUGGCCAAGUAUCCUCAGAUGUUGUCAAAGUACAGGGUGCUCAUGGCUGAAAUCAGUGAGGAUCUGGACAAAGAAGACUUGAGAUCUCUUUCUUUCCUUCUGAAAAAUUACCUUGGUACAUCCCACAAGGAGAAGAGUUUUCUGGCAAUUAUAACUGACCUUGAGAAGCUAGAUCUGGUAUCUCCUGACCAUCUGGAUUUAACAGAAAAUUGCUUCCUGACCAUUCACAGGACAGACUUGGCAAAAAAGAUUCAGAAGCACAAGCUAGAAGCUCUAGGGCCGUUUCCAGCUAUGAACACAAACCCUCUUCAGGUGUCCUUUCCCAAGUUAUCUCUUGCUGACCCUCCAAAGAUUGCAAACAAGGAAAGGGUGAUGAACGGAGCCUGUGCUGUCCAGGCAGAACAGAUUCAUAUAGCCAUUCCAGAAACAAGAAGCGCCUUAGCACAGGGCCCUAACAAGUACAGAAUGCAAAGCAAGCCUUUAGGAGUGUGCCUGAUUAUUGACUGCAUUGGCAAUGAUGCAGGUUUGUUGGCGGAUACCUUUAAAGUGCUACAUUUUGAAGUUCACUGUCGACUGUUUCUGAAUAUGGAUGCAAUGAUGCAUGAUUUGUAUGAAGUAUCAAAGCUAAGAGCACAGAAAGACGCAGACUGCUUUGUUUGCGUGCUUGUCAGUCGCGGGAACCAUCACAGUGUAUUCUGCACAGACCAUAUUGUUCCAGGAUUCCAACUGGAAAGGCUGAAGGAUUUCUUUACUGGCGAGAGGUGUCCUGAUCUCUUAGGAAAACCAAAGCUCUUCUUUGUCCAGAACUAUGUUGAGCCACAAAAUUGGCAAGAAAACACCAGCCUGACAGAGGCGGAUGGAGAUCUAUGUACCAUCCCACAAGGAGCAGACAUUCUCUGGAGCCACUGCAUGUUGGAUGCCUCUGCCCUGGACAGAUCCCCAAGUGCAUCGUCCUAUUAUCUCUCCAAUUUAGCUGACCUCCUGAUGGAUCCUCAUAAGAGAAAGCUGCCUCUGCUGGAUAUUCUUGUGGAGCUGAACAACAGAAUUUAUGAGUGGAAUAGAAUUAAUCCUACAGAACAGUACUUACUCCUAUUGAAGCACACCCUGAGGAAAAAACUUUUCCUGUCUGGCAACUAAAGGCCCUUGUGAAGCCUUUCUGAGAUUGCUGUCUACCAGUUUCUCUUGGAGGGUCAAGCACAGCAUAUCUGGGAGCAUUCAGAAACAUUUUGUGCUUUAGACAAAAUAAUUCUAGCUUAAGAUAAUUGCUAGUCUUUGAGAAGAAUUAGUAGGAAUAAAUACUAUUCCUACAAUUUGUUUCUUAAGAUCUUGUUGCAGGCCAUAGAUGCCAUUGGAAUACCACCUUAUUUAUGCCAAAUGUUUCUGAAUACUCCCAGAUAUGCUGUGCUUGACCCUCCAAGAGAAACUGGUAGACAGCAAUCUCAGAAAGGCUUCACAAGGGCCUUUAGUACCUCAUCUUUUAUAAACUUUCUCAAAGCUUCCUUCAGAGAAGUAUAUUACUUUCUGGCCUUGCUUAUGAAUAUGAGUUCAAACAAAAGCCAAGGUGGAUAAUUAAGAGACAACGUAUUUGUCUCAGCAUAUAGGUGUAGUCAGAAGUAAUGUGACAGUAGAUACCAAAAUGCUUGGCUGUAUUGAGCCACAAAUAGAAUAUGGAGGUAUCACUGCUUGGUUGGAAGGGCCUUCUUGUAGAAAUGGCACUGGAAAAGGAGGCUGGAAAUUUGGCAGAGCUCAGAAGCGUCCCCAAGUAAAUACUUGGUUUGAUCAUCUUGUUCAUAAGUUUUGAGGUCUUCCCUAUCUCAGCCUUCCAGGUGUACUGUUCUAUAGUCCCAUCAUCUCUAUAAAAGCAUACCUAGUGGCCAAGAGUGUCUGAGGGUAAGGGAGGCUGUGGUUAAAUGUAGCUAGUGGGACGACUGGUCUACAAUGUAUAAAUUGGAAUCAUAUAUAUAAUUCCCAGAUACUGAAAUUAGACAUCUUCAGUGGACCUAAUCUGAGUUUACUUGCAUGCUGUUACGGAGCUCAUUCAACAUUUGUUGUGGGAUUAUUUUAUGAUUCUUUUGCUGGCUAGCUCUGCAAUGACUGUAGUGUAGAAUAUUGACAUUUGGGGCAGUAAGAAAUCCCAUGAAUCCAGAAAUAUAAGGGAAACAAGCUUGUUUUCAGGCUAGUCAAGACAGCCAGUUGAACUUCCGUAACAUAGGGAUGAACAAGGUUCGUUGCUUUGAAUUUAAGCAAACUCUUGGGGGUUUGGCAAGGUGAAAAAAAGAAUUGGGAAGAAGCUAUUUGAGGAGUAUAGAACAUAGUCUUGAUAAGGGAUUGACUCAAGAUUUGUUCUCUCUUUUGGGAUUGUUAACUGAGCUGGCACUGUUAAGUUGGAGAGAACUUUCUUAGGAUAUUGUAAUAUUUAUUUAUACUAGUAACUCUCUCUAAAAUACAACAGUGUAUGUUUCACCUACAUGCCUUGGUAUAUGUGUGAUGUGCAUCUGUAUUUUAAAAAUUGGUUCAAUUAUUUCGCAUAUUUUGGUUUAUCUUUUACCUUCUGUGGAAGCUUGUAAGAAAUAUUUCAGUCUUACACAUUUAUAGAUAUCCUAACAUUUGGGAAAAUCCUCCCUUUUUAAAAUCUAAUUUUAAAAACAGUAAAACAGUCAUUGUGUUAAUUGCUUGAAUGCAGCCUGUAUUAUUUCAGUAGAUUACUUUUAGAGCUUGUACUGUGUUUUUCUAUUAAGACUAAUUUCCAGUAUUAUUUUAGAUGAAUUUGCCUGCCUUUAGUCUCCCUGUAGGUGCCUCAGAAUCUGUUUCAGAGUAUUGGGGAACAAUUUAGUGGACACAGAGAGAUCUAGUGAGGAGUGAUUUAGUUGUUGCUGGUAACUUGUUAUGAACUACUGCUUGUCACCCUUCCCUUUCAGAUAGCUGAUAACACUUGUAUUCCAUUACUGUAUGGCUCCAAGGGGUAGUGAAGCCCCUGAAACCAUUUCAGUUUUAUAAGAGUUUAUGAUUAUAUUAUGGCUCCUUUUCUAAAAGAUCAGUAAAGGAACCAGAAAUUAACUCUUUGUAACCGUAAAUGGUUUGUUCUUCCUAACAAAGCUAGGAUUCGUAAGCUUAGAACAAAGUCUGUUCUGAUCAGUGAUAAGGAACAAUAUGAUAGGAGCUUGAGUUUGGAAUUAUAUGGUAAAUUGUUUGUACCUGGUUGGGUUAGUUGGUACAUUUGCAGGGUGGGGAGGAGCAUUAGGUAAAAGGGGAAGCAUUAAAUGCACAGCAACCCGUGUAAAAUUUUCUCAUUACGCCUAUUUUGUUUAUAUGAAUGCAGUAUUUCAGAGGAAAAUGUUCCUUCGUCAAGGGCUUAUCUAUGCCGUGACAAAAAAAUUCUUGUUAACUUGCUAUGUGGAAUCAACACAGGACUCAAAGCAAAAAUAAUCAAGGCUGACUGCAGUCUUUAUUGAUACAGUGCGCACUGGAGGGGUCCUCACCAAGAUGGUGGGUGCCUUCCCUACAGACAAAAGAAAUGCACUGAUAUUUAUACAUUAAGGUUUCCCUUGACAUUAAAUCCACUCGUGUCUGACUCUAAGGGGCGGCGCUCAUCUCUGUUUCAAAGCCAAAGAGCCGGCGUCUGUAGACACCUCCGUGGUCAUGUGGCCGGCAUGACUACACGGAACGCCGUUACCUGCCCGCCGAAGCAGUACCUAUUAAUCUACUCACAUUUGCAUGCUUUCGAACUGCUAGGUUGGCAGGAGCUGGGACUAGCAACAGGAGCUCACCCCAUCACGCGGAUUCGAACCGCCGACCUUCCGAUUGGCAAGUUCAGCGGUUUAACCCGCAGCGCCACCGGGUCCCCUUAUUUAUACAUUACAGAAAAGGAAAUGAUGUAAGCAUGCAUAUUCAUAUGUCUUAUGCAGGCAUAUACUGUAUACAUAUUCAUAAGCAACGCACCUCAAGUUACUUUCUGUCCUACUUACCUACUUUGAAGAAAGCCAUUGUCUUGGUAGGAAGAAGGGAGGGAGCAAACUUCUUGAAUACAGGGAUUUGUGGGUUGCUAUAGGAAUGUCCUGAGAAAAGUUAGCAAAAGCUGCAGAAGCUGGUGUGAGAUAGCUUCCAAGGCUGUUGCCACAUACCUUCAUGUUUCAGUUUGGUUUAAACGGGACCAUUCAUCUGAAAACUUAUUUUUCUCACAGCUAGAAUUUCACAGCAGAAUUUGGCUGUAAAACAAUAAGCCUUGGGAUUUUUAAGUUAUCUUUCAUUUUAUAUCAUACAGUACAAAAAUCACACUUCUGCACAGAAAUCACACAGGACACACAAUAUGUUAACAGUAUAUCCAUUUGUUUUUAGUUUAGUUGUCUUGAACUGCAGAGUCUCAUCCUACAUCCACCUGAAAAUCUACUAAAGUAUUUCCUUCUAUUAAAACUAUCACUGUUGGGGAGAAUUUCUGUGAGAAAAAUGAAUGUCUUGCCAAAACGAUUUUUUUUUGUUUCAGACAAUACCUGUUUUGACAAUGGAUGUACCGUUUAAAGAAUGGCAAAAAGACAUAUCUAAAUUUAUAUGGCAAGAGAAAAAAUGAGUUAAAUAUAAAAUGUUACAAGAUGCAAAGGACAGAGGAGGAUUGGGUUUACCAGAUUUGAAAUUGUAUUUCACUGCUUGUUCGUUCUGGAUGAAAGAAUGGGUGUUGCUGAGAAACAAGAGACUUUUACAGUUAGAAGAUCAUGACAAGAGGUUUGGAUGGAAUGGAUAUUUAUGGCAUGAUAAAGUCGAAAUUAAUGUGGACUUUAAAAAUCAUUUUAUUAGGCAUGCCAUAUAGAAGAUACGGAAUAGAUAUAAACUCAGGUUUUGCCUGAAAGCACCUUUAUAGAUUUCACCUCAAGAAGCAUCUUACAGAAAUGACACAUAAAGAUAAAUGGUUGACAUGCCGGGAGUUACUGGAAAAUUACCAAGGGGAAUUUAAAAUUAAAUCAAGAGAACAACUAAUAGCAGAAGGAUAUAGCUGUCAAUGGUUUUCCCAUUUACAGUUACUUGAAAGAUUUAAAAUGGAUAAAAAAAACUCAUGGUAUGGAAUAAAGUAAAUCAGAAUUUGAAAUACAGUUGUGUACUGAUAAUGAGCAUGUAAUUGCUAAAAUGUACAAACUUUUGUGGAAAUUUGAAACAGUCAAAGAACAGAUUAAAGAAUGUAUGAUGAAGUGGGCUAAGAAUUUUAGUUAUAAUAUUCAGAUGGAUCAAUGGGAAAAUAUGUGGUUAAAAGGAUUGAAAUUUACAUUGUGUUAUGGUCUCAAAGAGAAUUUUUAUAAAAUUAUGUAUUGUUGGUACAUGA